AUUUAUUUCUAACGUUCAAAACACAACAUCGAUACACACAAACAUCGAUAUACACACAUCGAUUGUGUGUGCUCAUCGUUCAGAACUAAACGUAAGCAGAUGCCGGCAGUUAUAUUUAUGCACUCGGUAAAAUGUACAAAAAACAUUUGGCAAUUAGCGCGCGCCGCUCACCAAAGCAAUUACAAGCCGCCACUCACACUAUUUAUUACGGCCACUGUUCGCACUGCUGUUCCUUUGGAACAGGAUCAGACCGGUGCUGUCGUCGAUGAUUUAAUUAAACGCGCGACUGUGCCGCGUACUGAAAUUCAAAAGCUUAUCGUUUGCACAACUCCUGCUGUAAUGCAAAUAAUAGAUCUCAGCAGAUUGGCAAGUGAUUUGGGACUGAAAGGCUGCGAAUCGCAUACAUUUGAGGACAAAGAUGUUUGCUCAACAAGUGGUUUACAGCUUGCUCUGGAUAGUUUACGUAAAGAUCCCAACAAUUGCGUCAUUUUGAGUGACAUACGACAUCAGAAAGCGGAUAAUGAGGGUGAUUUGCGUACAUCUCCAAGCGAACUGAUGAGCUUGCUGCCACAGCCGCGAAGACGAAAGCAGCCGCAGUCAGACGACAAGCCAUUGGCUCCCUCACUGGACGCAGCCGCUAUAUCUUUGGCCACAAAUUUUAUGUCAAAGCGAUUGCAGCUCCAACCAUUGGCAAGCAUUCGAAAUGUCACUGUCGAGAAGGAUGUAAAACUUGCAUUACUUCAGUUAUGUCAGCAGCAAGGUAUAAAACCCAAUGAGCUGCAUUCUUUGGAACUGGUGACGUUGCAGAAACGCACGCCACAGGAACUAGAUUGGUUGACAGAGCUGAAUCUUCAAAAGAUUGCCAUACACGAUGCUAAUAAAGUUACCACAACUCAUUUGCUGACGCAUCUGUCACACAAGUUACCCAACGGAGCUUAUGGCUGCAUAACAAUCGAGAUGUUGGAUGAGAAUUACCUGCUUUUAUUGUUGGAGAAACUCAUACCAAGAAGCAUAGAAGCCAAUAAGCUACCGCAGCUUACUCUCUACACCAAAGUUCCAUGUCCACUUUGCGAUGAGUUGGUGGAACAGUUGGAGCAACAUUUUGCAGGCGAAUAUAUUCUGCAAAAGGUUUACAUAGAUCGAAAGGAAAAUGUGCGCUUUUUGCGGCUCUUUCGUUACGAUAUACCUGUGCUCUUUUUAAAUGGACAAUUUUUAUGCAUGCAUCGAUUAAACGAAAACCUGUUGCGUGAGCGGUUGGCGCAGUUAAAAGAAUCCAGGGAGCAGGAAGUAGCCUAGUUGUAUCUAGGUUAUCUUUUAGCUUAACUAGAUUUUGGCUUAUUAACGACAAGCUGAACGGAAACCAAAGUUAUGUAUGGACCUAAUAUAUUUAAGCUGCAGAAGACCACAAAAGAAAUGUAAGAAAUAAUUCUAUUUAAUUAUCGCU
Molecule: messenger RNA, 1444 nt
Organism: Scaptodrosophila lebanonensis
Lineage: Eukaryota; Metazoa; Arthropoda; Insecta; Diptera; Drosophilidae
Exons: 3
Coding region: 100-1296 (398 amino acids)
Source: RefSeq, a predicted model, not a curated record